AUGAACCCUUACGAGGCCAAUCCCGAGAGGAUCCCCCUCGAUGACCGUUAUGCAGAUGUGCCCUUCUACGGUCGUUAUCACCCCACGGCCGGGGAUUUCCAGCCAGAUCCUGCCCAUUUUCUGUCCACCUCACCCGAAGCCGUUGCGUACUGGUCGUCGGUGUUAUCCCAAUGCGACAAAACGAACAGGAUUUACGAAAAUCUCGAUGGAGGGCGCGACGUCUUCGCUCUGGGGCGGGUUAUCGUGAAGUCAUGCCACCUUCACCCUGAACAGGAGGGACGGCGAUCGACACGGGACUAUUCCCUGGCAGACGAGAACGAGGUCGUGGCUACGGCUGUAGUCCGGCGGUCCCUCAGUGAGUUGGGUAUCAGAGUUCCCCAGAUCUACUUUGCGGGAAAGAUUGACAAGCAUCAGGUUUUCGUUCAAGAACGGAUACCGGGAGUUGGUCUCAAUAUCGCUUGGCAAUACAUCUCCAAGGAGCAAAAGAAAUCGUUCAAAAACCAGGCCAGGGAGGUGUUGCGCCGUCUGCAAUCGAUCCCCUCUCCAGCUGGCCAAAGUCGGUCUUAUGCCGUACCAGACCCUAAUCCGGUGAAGAACAAGGGGAUCCAGGAGCUUGAGGAGCAGAUCAUCUUCUCAAAACAGAACGCAGAUUCCGACAUUGGCUUCAUGCAUAACGAUUUCUCCCUGUCCAACACCAUCGUUGACAAUGACAGAAUCGUUGGCCUUGUGGACUGGGAGAUGGCGGGAUGGUUUGGGCGGAAGACUGCUGCUGAUGUGCAUGUGGGAAUUCGGACGCCGAAAAGGGAGAAUUUUGCAUCUCUGGCUCUCCCAGAGGAUUUCCUACAAGAUAUUCUCUUUUGGAAUGAUCUUUACGAAGAUCCUUAG
Molecule: messenger RNA, 885 nt
Organism: Chaetomium fimeti
Lineage: Eukaryota; Fungi; Ascomycota; Sordariomycetes; Sordariales; Chaetomiaceae
Product: kinase-like domain-containing protein
Exons: 2
Coding region: 1-885 (294 amino acids)
Source: RefSeq, a predicted model, not a curated record